Messenger RNA from Clonostachys rhizophaga, 729 nucleotides. Lineage: Eukaryota; Fungi; Ascomycota; Sordariomycetes; Hypocreales; Bionectriaceae. The record is from the annotation of a GenBank genome assembly.
AUGACCAGAUUGGGAACCUUUGUGACUCGGAGACGUCUGACAACGGUCGUAGGGGCCGCAGUUGUGACGGGCAUUGGCGGCUGGGGUACAUUCUGGUUCUCAACUCGGCACGCGGUUUUUCGACCGCUUCCCGAUCACGAUCCGCUCGUGAAGAGUCAUUUUCAUCAGGCAUUCAAUCCACAUAAUAAUCAGGCAUUGAGUGAUAUUUACUCAUCAACUAUCUGCGUGGAGGAUCUCGAUCCAAAGUUGGUCGAUGAUUUUAGGGACGGCGGUUCAAAGUUGAUUGAGCGGUAUUGCCAGGGAAUCUUUGGCAGAUGGGCUUUUGCCAUCCAACGGCAACUCGUACAGUCAUUGAGCAGUGCGCAACCUCCGCCGGGAGUGAAGGAUGUCACCUCGACCAAAGAAAUCCUCAAUGACGAGUUCAACCUUGGAACCCUGAUUUCCAAGGAAUUCUCCGUUUUGCACAAAUCGCCAAGCUCAAUAAUUCUAAGAGGCGGUCAACCCAAUCCAAGCAAAAAGGACGGGUUGCGAAAACUCGACGUUCUGUCUGAAAUUGAAAUCACCACGAAUCAUGAUAGGACAGAAUUUACCUUCGCUUUCAAGAACAUGUUCUUCAGCGGGGAGGGAAUGGCUAGUCCACCACCUCUCCCAGAAUUUAUGACACCGUUGCAUCUGAUGUACGCGAAGGCUCUCGCGGCUAAUGGCGCUACUAAUUGCAUGAGGAAUUGA